Messenger RNA from Emiliania huxleyi CCMP1516, 1497 nucleotides. RefSeq lists its product as hypothetical. Gene Ontology annotation, molecular function: pyrimidine nucleotide-sugar transmembrane transporter activity. The record is from RefSeq and is a predicted model, not a curated record. Bases 1 to 1341 code for a protein of 446 amino acids. Gene Ontology annotation, biological process: pyrimidine nucleotide-sugar transmembrane transport. NCBI's taxonomy places the organism in Eukaryota, Haptophyta, Isochrysidales, Noelaerhabdaceae. The transcript has 3 exons. Gene Ontology annotation, cellular component: Golgi membrane.
AUGCCAAAGCUGGGAGAGUCGAGCCGGCGGGAUCAGACUCUUCGCGCGUUCUGCCUGGUGCUGAUCGUGGUACAGAACUCGUCGCUGAUCCUCGUGACGAGCUACUCGCGCACGCUCCGGCCCGCGUACCUCCCGACCGUCGCCGUCUUUUACGCCGAGUGCCUAAAGUUCGCGGCGGCGGUGCUGCUGCUCGCGGCGGAGGAGAGCUCGCUGCGGAGAGCGGUGUCGCUGGUCGCCGCGCUGCCCUUCGAGCACGGCUCGACGACGCUCCUCUUCGCCGUCCCCGCCCUCUGCUACACCCUCCAGAACAACCUCUGGUACUAUGCGCUGUCACACCUCGACCCCGUCACGGCGGCGGUCACCUCGCAGAUGAAGGUCAUCACGACGGCGGUCGCGACCGUGCUCAUGCUUGACCGGCGGCUCAACCUGCCGCAGUGGGGCGCCCUGCUCGUUCUCACGCUCGGCCUAGUUGUGAUGCAGCUGCAGGACAAGACCGGCGGAAACGGCAGCCAGGACCGCAACUCGCUCUCGGGCGCCGGGGCGAUGCUGCUUGCGACGAUGCUCUCGGCCUACUCGGGCGUCUUUCUGGAGAAGCUCUUCAAGUCGCUCCCGCUCACGCUCUGGCUGCAGUCCAUACAGCUCUCGCUCUUCGCGCUGCCGACCGCCUGGGUCAGCCUGCCUCUUAGAAGGAACCUGAUGGUCGGGUUCAACAUGGUCGUGUGGGUGGCGGUGGCACUCAACGCGCUCGGCGGCGUCGCCGUCUCGAUGGCGCUCAAGUUUGCGGACAACAUCCUCAAGACUUUCGCCGUCGGAAUCUCGAUUGUGCUCAACGCCGUGGCCUCGGCCCUCCUCUUCGACGUGCCGGUCACGGCGCGCGUCAUCGUCGGUGUCAACAUGGUCGUCCUCUCGACGCUGCUCUUCAACCUGGCGUCGCCCGGCAGUCCGCUCGCCGACCGCAUCGCGAGAGCGUGCGGGAAGCGGACAGGGCGCGACCCAGGAGUGGCGCCGGUGCGAGCCAUCGCGAGCGAAGGCACGGCGCUGCUCAAGGUGACGUCCGGCGAGGAGUCCCUUUCGGACCCCGAGUCGCAGACGCCCUCGUCGAUCCACUCCCUCGCCGCAAGCCGCGGCAGCCGCAGCCCGCGCACGCCCGCGCGCGCCGUGUCGGACCCGGCGCCGCAGCUGGGUAAAUGGCGAUCUGCGGAGGAGUCGCUAGGGGCAGGGUUCGAGGAGACGGGCGGGUGCGGUGUGGCGGCCGCUGGCACCGCGGCCACCGCCGAGCAGCAGACGUGGCUCCGCCGCGGUCCGAGCCCCAGUCACGACUCGCCGACCGGCGGGUCAUGACGCCCGCAGUGACAGCUAACACACACACCCACACACAGUGCAAACUGGCCAGCGCGCAGUCUCAUCGCGCCUACCUAUUCGUGCUCUCUUUGCACAGCGUCGCGGUUUUCCCGGCUAGGGCGCGUAUAGCCUCUACGUGAACACCGUCCACGUUUC